Messenger RNA from Sugiyamaella lignohabitans, 897 nucleotides. RefSeq names its product mitochondrial 37S ribosomal protein PET123 (gene PET123). The coding region runs from base 1 to 897 and encodes 298 amino acids. The transcript has a single exon. The record is from RefSeq and is a predicted model, not a curated record. Lineage: Eukaryota; Fungi; Ascomycota; Dipodascomycetes; Dipodascales; Trichomonascaceae.
AUGGUCAAAGGAAUUGCCAAAUAUGGCUUCAAAAGCGGAUUCCUUCCUCAUCCCAGACAAAUUCUCCCUAAGUUGAAAACAUCUUGGGAGAUAGAAGAGGAGGCUAAGCGUACAGUUGCAUUUGAGGAUCCGGCUAUGGCUCCGAAAGGUUCGUCACCGAACCCUCCACCAAGAAGGCAGGUAACUGCCUCCGAGAAGCUUUCCAAGUCGGCCAAACCACCGACAAAACCAAAGUCUUUAAAUACAGAACUUCAACAAUGGAAGGCUGAGCAGUCGUUAAUUCGACGGAAGUACUUUGUGGAUGCUAUUGAGGCGCAACAGACCAUGGAUAAAAAGGAACUUCAAAUAAGAGAACGCCAGUUUAGAGAAGCUGCGGAACGAAGACAGCAAAUAUCUACGGAGCACACUGAGUCUGAAGCUGAGCGAUUAACACUGCCUAGUAUUGACUCUGUUUUCAAUGAGCCCUUUGUAAUUCCUCGCACACCAGAGGAGACCGAAGAGCUGCGCUUAAAAAGAACUGCCAACCGUAAAACACUCGAACUCAGAAAUAGUGAACGCAAAGCCAGUAUAUUACUAGAGCUAUAUCAGAGUACUAGCAAUUAUGUCAUUACUGAAGAAGAUUUAGAUAAACUCGUUCAAAAGGAGUUUGUUACGAAUAAAGGAGAUCAAAGUAGAGAUCCCCGUGUACCUUAUGUUACGGGCUCUGACACUCGCCAAGAAUUUGCAUCCACAUUUGGUUCGAGUGUCUAUUAUGAUUCGUCUUCCCAGGCCAUUGAUAGCAUCAAGCAAGAGCUUUUAGGAACGACUAGCAGCAUGAAACCUGGUCUAGGAGAAGUUGAGGAUGCGCUAUCUGGGCGAACUCAGCAAUGGAAGGAGACUAGCCAUGACUCCCGAUAG